Talaromyces atroroseus is the source of this 2220-nucleotide messenger RNA. Its product is annotated as Dolichyl-phosphate-mannose--protein mannosyltransferase 2. The coding region runs from base 1 to 2220 and encodes 739 amino acids. NCBI's taxonomy places the organism in Eukaryota, Fungi, Ascomycota, Eurotiomycetes, Eurotiales, Trichocomaceae. The transcript has 5 exons. Gene Ontology annotation, molecular function: dolichyl-phosphate-mannose-protein mannosyltransferase activity. Gene Ontology annotation, biological process: protein O-linked glycosylation via mannose. Gene Ontology annotation, cellular component: membrane; endoplasmic reticulum. The record is from RefSeq and is a predicted model, not a curated record.
AUGGCUUCUAACUCGGCCUUCGCAUCCGGGCGAGAACAGAAAUCAGAUGUUCGGCGCAGGAAUGUAGAAGCCACCAAGACGGACAGCGAUGUCCCGGCCAUCUCGGUCCCAGAUAUUAAGGGCGUUUCCAAGGAGAAAUCAUUUCUCGAUGUUCUCGACGAGUGGGAAUUCGUGAUUGCUCCUAUAAUCUUUACCGCCCUGUCCUUCUUUACUCGCAUGUAUCGCAUUGGCUUGUCCAACAUUGUGACGUGGGAUGAAGCUCACUUCGGAAAAUUCGGCUCUCACUAUCUCAAGCGUGAAUUCUAUUUCGACGUCCAUCCACCUCUCGGCAAGAUCCUUGUCGGUCUAUCUGGUUAUCUGGCGGGGUAUAACGGCUCUUUCGAAUUCAAAUCAGGCGAGACUUACCCAGAAGAUGUCAACUAUACAUUCAUGCGAGUUUUUAAUGCCUUCUUCGGUGCUGUUUGUGUCCCUCUUGCCUACUACACUGCUCGUGAACUAAAUUUCCGUCGCCCAACUGUGUGGUUGGUCACCAUGAUGGUUUUGUUUGAGAAUUCCUACGCCACUAUUUCGAGGUUCAUUCUCCUAGACUCGAUGCUUCUAUGUUUUACCUUCACGACUGUACUGUGUUGGGCCCGCUUCCAUCGACUACGCGCUCAGAGCUUCUCUGCGGAAUGGUUCAUAUGGCUUUUCCUCACAGGUAUCAGCAUCGGCUGUGUUUGCAGUGUCAAGCUUGUAGGGCUUUUCUGUACUGCUCUGGUUGGUCUUCAUACUGCUGAAGAUUUGUGGAAUAAGUUUGGUGACCUCAAAAUGCCCACUACAACCCUUGCUCGUCAUGUUGCUGCAAGAGUAGUCUGUCUGAUUAUUGUACCAUUCGUGGUCUAUAUGUUCUCUUUCUGGCUACACUUUCUGAUCCUCGAGAACUCUGGGCCUGGAGAUGCUCAAAUGAGCUCUCUCUUCCAGGCCAAUCUCAAAGGAACCGAGGUUGGUAGGGAUAGUCCCCUCGAGGUGGCAAUGGGUUCCAGAGUUACUCUUAAGAACAUGGGAUACGGUGGAGGACUACUUCAUUCUCAUAUUCAAACAUACCCAGAGGGCUCAACCCAGCAGCAGGUAACCUGUUAUCAUCACAAAGAUGCCAACAACGAGUGGUUCGUGUACCCCAAUCGGUACGAACCUGAUUUUGACCCAGAGGCACCCCUGAAGUUUUUGGGCGACGGAGAUAUCAUCCGUUUGAUUCACUCCCAGACGGGACGGAAUUUGCACUCGCAUGCCGUCGCGGCACCUGUCACCAAGGCCGAUAAUGAAGUGUCCUGUUAUGGCAAUACCACCAUCGGUGAUGAGAAAGAUCACUGGAAGAUUGAGGUUGUCAAUGACGCUGCGUCUUGGGAUCGCAGCAGAAUCCGCACUCUUACGACCGCUUUCCGACUUCGUCAUGAAAUCCUUGGCUGUUACUUGAGAGCGGGUACUGUGAAUCUCCCACAAUGGGGAUUCAAACAGAUUGAAACGACUUGCGUCAAGGAGAAUAAACCUAGUGAUGUUUAUACUCACUGGAAUGUCGAAACGCACGUCAAUGAAAGAUUGCCUCCUGGUGAUCCCGGAUCUUACAAAUCCCCGUUUUUCAAAGAUUUCAUCCAUUUAAACGUUGCCAUGAUGACUUCGAACAAUGCACUUGUCCCCGAUCCUGACAAACAGGACGAUUUGGCAUCCAAGGCCUGGCAAUGGCCACUUUUACACGUUGGGUUGAGAAUGUGCUCUUGGGAUGAUAAUAUUGUCAAGUAUUUUCUCCUUGGUAACCCGCUUGUGUACUGGGGAAGUACUGCCAGUCUUCUGGGAUUCGGCUUGAUCUUUGUUUGGUACCUUGUCCGAUGGCAACGUGGUUAUGUGGAUUUGAGUCCCAGUGAAAUUGACCAAAUCCACUACUCUGGAGUCUAUCCGUUGAUCGGCUGGGUUCUUCAUUAUAUACCGUUUGUUGUCAUGGCGCGUGUCACAUAUGUCCACCACUACUACCCUGCUCUUUAUUUCGCUAUAUUGACUGCCGGAUUCUGCAUCGACUGGCUUACCCGAAAACUCAAUUCGAAAGUGCAGUGGGCCGUUUACAUCCCUCUUUACCUUGCGGUGAUUGGCCUUUUCAUUCUCUUCCGAGACAUUGUGUUCGGUAUGCAGGGCUCAAAUCAACAGUGGGCUUAUCUGAAGUGGCUCGGCUCGUGGCGCAUCAGCGAUUGA